AUGCAACAGCACGUGCCCGUCGGUGACGGAGAGGGUCGCAACGCGAAUGGCAACGACGCUAUGCCGCACCAGCAGCGGGAGCGACGACGCUGGAGGAGGCAAAGGCAUCGACAGGAGGCGAUGCUCCCCGUGUUUGCAGCUGGCGCGGUGGCAUGGGGAACAGUACCUGCGGCAGGAGCGGCGACCGUUGAUGGUGGUUUCCCCACUACGGUGGCGGGGGGAACGGUCGGGGGGCAGGCGCUCGCGGCGGGAGCAGCGGCAUCGACGGCAGCACCGGCGGCGAGAGCGGCGACCCCCGGCAGCAGAAUCUUCCCCGCGGCGGCGGCAGGGGAGACGGCCGGGGCGCAGGCACUCGCGGCGGGAGCAGCGGCAUGGACGGCAGCACCGGCGGCGAGAGCGGCGACCCCCGGCAGCAGAGUAUUGCCCGCGGCGGCGGUGUGGGAGCCGGUUGGGACGCAGGGAAUUGCGGCUAAAGCGUCAGCAGCGCAAGAGCCGGAGGACGAGUGCGAUGAGGAUAGCUGUUGGUUGGGCCAUGGCGACGAAGGUGGCAACAGUAGCGACGGCAGCGGUGACGGCGGCAUCGGGGCGUUGUCCGCCGGUGCAAGGCAUCCCGGCGCCCAUCCGACCGUGAGCAAUGGCAUCUACGUCGUGCGGGAUGAUGGGGGGUAAUGCCAGGAAGGGAGGAUCGAUCGUGGCAGAAGUGUUCGGCAUGAAGUGAGAGACUUGGUGAUCGGGAUCUCCAGAGG
This is a messenger RNA of Ectocarpus sp. CCAP 1310/34, 746 nucleotides long. NCBI's taxonomy places the organism in Eukaryota, Phaeophyceae, Ectocarpales, Ectocarpaceae. The record is from the annotation of a GenBank genome assembly.